AGAAGAGACGCUAGUCAAAUCUGCAUCUUGCGGUGUUCCUUGGGUUCCUUAGGCCCCCUCGUUCUGCGCAGUUUCUUAUCGAAAUUCAUUUCAUUAUUUCUUAAGUUGUUGCGAACCUCUACAGAAGCGUCCGUAUUUUCGAUAACAGCAAGAUAGUUUUCAUUUUGCAAUAAUUUUCUUCAAACCAGAUAGUACUACUUACAGACUCCAUGAAACCCAACUUAGGGCCGUAGAAAGUUUUUGUCCUGGUCCUGACCCUCAGGACGCUCAGAACCCUGAUCGGUCCCGACUGAACUACUGAAACUGAUAUGUUUAAAGAACUCCGAGCAGGUCAAGGUAUAUUAGAUAGACCUAGUCUACCUUCUAGCAUUGAAGAAGUAUCUUACAAGCUGCAUAUUACUGGAAGAUCUGGUGUUGGAAAAACAGCUACAGUAGCACGUUUGUAUGGUAUCAAAUGUCCUAGCACAUAUGUAGAGACAGCAGGCAUACGAAAAAGUAAUAUAUAUUGGCCUGUUAAGAUCUGGGACAAAAUAAUAUUAUUUAAACUACAAUUCUGGGAUGCUGGUGAUAAUAGCAUCAAGAAAUACAGCCAUAUUCUGCCGGCUUGCAAAGAUAAAGUUGAUGCCAUCAUAUAUGUCUUCUCCUUCUUGGACAAUAAUAGCUUUGCAGAAUUACCCCAGCACAUGAGCAGGAUGUCACAGAUGGGAGAAAAUCCAACUAACAUUGUUAUUGGAACAAGAUAUAACCCAGGGAACAUACUUGAAGUUUCCACUGCAGAUAUUAAGGAGUUUGAACUUAAGUGGCAAGUUCCUGUGCUCAAGAUUGAUAACACAUGGUCAGGAAGCAGAAGUAACUGUGACAGUGAGGUGCACGAAGUUGCUCCGUUGCUUAACAUUAUAUGUGAGCAGCUGUGGAUACGGGACCAAGAGUACCUACUAAAACAAGGGCUUGCAAGAUAAUAGUUGACUGUACAGCCACCUGUGGCUGUUGAGGACACAAAGGAUUUUCAAAAUUCCAUUUCAUUCACAUUCACCAUACCCCAGCCUGUCACGAAUCUUCAAAUCAGGAUAUACAGGGUAAGUCCUAAUUACAUACCUUAAACAUAAGCAUCAUGUUCUAUACUUAGAGGCAAACAGAAAUGUCUGCAAUCACUUCGUAACCAGGAUAUCGCAACAUUGCAUUCCUUUCAUGAAACAUGAUUCCAGUAAAUGUUUGGGUGGGAAUAAUUGGCUAUCUUUGAGGUUCUUAUAAGCUACUACUGUUGAUUAUCAGUUGCCCCCUAUAUACAGUUUCUAUCUGAACCCUUAUCACAGCUGUUGGACAAUAUACCAUUGCCGUGGCAAUGUGGCAGACUGUGAGUACUGUAUGGUCAGGUUCCUGUGCAUUCUUGUGAUGUCAUACAGCAUUUAGACAGUCACUACCCAGGUCAGUGGAUUGGAUGAAAUGCACCAGCUGUCUGGCCUUCACUAUCACCCCAUCUCACUCAUGCCACCAUCUGAAGAUCAUCAUUUAUGCCCAACAGCAUAACACACCGGACAAGCUGUGGAAUACCAUUCAAGCCGCUGGGAUGAAAUACACAACAUGUCUGACAUCUUUCAGUGGACGAGGAACUUUGGCACAGCAGGGCAGAGUUCUUAUCUACAACUACACAUACUUUGGCUACUUUUCUUUCCUCAUGCUUUCUGUUGCCGUAUCUCACUACUGAAGUGGUUGUAACCAUAUAUUUGUAUGACCAUUUCUGCUUGCAUAGAAUUGUAGAAAACGAUGUUUAUAUUUAAGGUAUGUAAUUAAGACCCUCCAUGUAUAUCACAAGUUUUGCCAUCUGUAAUCUUAUUUCCAUAGUGGUGUUGAAAGAAGACCAUUACUUCUGAAGAUAAAUUGAUAAUAUUGUAUACUUAGAAGAUUGAAUAAGGAAUAUGAAAGUAAAUAAUUUAAAUGUAAACUGAGCUGAUUAUGAAAUACAUUGCCACUGGAUCCUAUCCUGAUCAAGUGUAAUCCAGCCCAUACUCUUGCACCAUGUUUUAAGAUACUUCUUAAUAUUAUCCUCACAUCCAUAUCUAGGUUGCCCAAGUGUUAUCUUCUCCCUGAAGUUUAACUACCAAAAUGUUGUAUAUAUUCCUUGAUUACACCUUUGCAUGCUUCAUGUCUUGACAUAUCUCGUCCCUGGCUUAAAUUACAGUAUAUGGUAAACAAUUUUCUCCUGUUGCCAGUGCUUCAGAGAAUAUGUUUUCAAUUAGCCUGGGAAUUGCCUAAUGUUCCAUACUGGUUUGAUUUCAUUUUUAAAACGUUAUUACUUUCAUAAAUGUCCACCAGAAACAGCUGAAAUACUGGACGAAUUUGAUGAAACUGAAUAUUAUAGAGGUACUGAAUUUUUCAAGCUAUUUUGAUUUGGUUUAAUGUGGUCCAUUUUAAGAACCACUUUAUGUAAGGACCUAAAUUAAUUUUGAAAUGCCACCUAUAAGAAUAUACUUUACCCAUUCCUGUUCUCGUCAACACUUCACACAGAAAGAUUCUAGAUCCACCAAGCCUCAUGUCCAGUUUCUACAAAGUAAUUUCAUCUCUUCCCAAGUUCUGAGAAUGUGUGGGGACAUUCCCUCAUUCUCCUUAUGCAUUAUAUACCACCAGUUUGGCUUGUGUAAUUUAUGGACCCCUACUUCUAGGCAAGAUUUCUGAAGGGGAGAAAAGUACCAUAGUUUAGCCAUAAAUUUAUAUUUAAAUAUUAAUAUAAAUAAAUAAUGGUGUAAUUUAUGCUUUUUAAUACUGCCUGCCCCAAAUUUAGAUAUAUCAAUUCAGACAGAUGUGUGAAGGCUUUCAAAGUAAUACAAGUGUUUACAUGUGCUCAAUUCAUCAAAGCUGAAAGCACACACUACAGAGGAACAAUAAGCAUGAUCCUCACGCCUUUUGCUGCUGACAAGGGCACUGUAGAUGUUAUCCCUCUAAGGGACUGCCAAAUUACAGUUAAAAUAAACAUUCCAUUCUCAGUGGCUGGCAGAUCUUUUGGCUGCCUUAAAUGUUGGAUGUGUGUAGCUCAAAAAAUUUGACCAUCAGCUGGUACAGUUUACUUUAAUAAUACUCUGUCAUCACCACCACCACUGGCAAAACAGUCCAUUUGGGCCAUAGCAAUCCUUAGAAGAUUCUGCCAGAUUUUUCUAUUCCAUCGUGAAUUAGACCAUCUGGUUUUCACUUCUUUGGAUUUCACAAUAGUAAUUUUUUUUACAGAGCAAGGUAGUCAGCUUUGCAUUCAAAACUGAAUGUAAGAAAUUAUGUCUGAAAAAAAAAUAUGUUGAUCAAAUGAUAGUUGCUAACUUAUCAUUUUAGUUGUUAAAGUCAGCUUACAUUUCUGUUUAUGUGGUUUAACAAAAAUAUUACACUUUCACUGUAAAGACAGAUAAAACAACUUCAAUGACAUCUUCAGUGUCAUGCUGUAAGUAUAAACUAUUGAAGUAAACAAGCAUAAACAUUAAAACAAUUUGUAUGACAAAAAAUAUGAGGAACACCAUAAGAUUAUUGUACUGUCACUACUGAUUCACCCUACUCGUAUGCAUAAAGAAUUGAUGAAUACCCUGUCCACCCAGCCCAGAUCCAAAAUGCUUAAGAGACGUGUAACCAAACAACAGUAGGAGCAAAGAUACCUCAUAAGUAGAAAUGUAAGAUAUAAACCAC
Molecule: messenger RNA, 3663 nt
Organism: Cryptotermes secundus
Lineage: Eukaryota; Metazoa; Arthropoda; Insecta; Blattodea; Kalotermitidae
Product: ciliogenesis and planar polarity effector 2
Exons: 4
Coding region: 309-959 (216 amino acids)
Molecular function (GO): GTPase activity; GTP binding
Source: RefSeq, a predicted model, not a curated record